CAUCAUGCCCGACUUGUCGAAGAUGAAGAAACCCGACGUGAAGGUGGUUCUCCUGGGAGACAUGAACGUGGGGAAGACGUCGCUUCUCCACAGGUACAUGGAGAGGAAGUUCAAAGACACCAUCAGCACCGUCGGAGGGGCGUUUUUCCUCAAACAGUGGGGACCGUACAAUAUCUCGAUAUGGGACACAGCCGGUCGGGAACAGUUCCACGGCUUGGGCUCCAUGUACUGCCGAGGCGCGGCCGCAGUCAUCCUGACCUACGACGUCACCAACUGGCAGAGCCUGGCCGAGCUGGAGGAGCGCUUCCUGUCGCUGACGGACACGGCCAACCACGACUGCAUCUACGCCCUGGUGGGCAACAAGGCCGACCUCACCGACCCCCGAGCCCAGCUGCCCCCGGAGGCCGCCGGGCUCCCCGAGGACCAGACCGAGGAGGAGAGGACAGAGCCCCGGGUGCCGUCGGCCUGCCCCACCCCCCCGGCCUCCCCGACCUCGCCCUCCGGCGCGCUGCUGCACAAACAGGUGGCGGGCGAGGACGCCGCGGCCCUCUACGGGAGAAUACUCCGAUACAAAGGUCUGGACGAGAAGGGCAGCCUCCCCGCCGAGAAGAUGUGCUUCGAGACGAGCGCCAAGACGGGCUACAACGUGGACGCUCUGUUCGAGACGCUGUUCGACCUGGUGCUGCCCUCCAUCCUGAGGAAGAGGCACGAGAACCAGGAGUCCCCCACAGUGGACCUGGAGGACUUCAGGGGGGUGGGCACCAAGCGAGCCAGAUCCACCUGCUGCUAGGGAGCAAAGGAAAUGGAAGAAAUAACCUCAUGGGCCAUUCCUGUUUUUGUUUUUUUUAAGUAACUGGCAGGCUGGUCGGAACCCAAAAUGUGACGGUACGACUUUGUUCUGGGAUCUGUGAAGCAACCGGGACCAGCAGAGUUCCCAGCGCCCCGGAGAACUGAAACUGCACUUGUGUUUGCCAAAGAU
Molecule: messenger RNA, 979 nt
Organism: Menidia menidia (Atlantic silverside)
Lineage: Eukaryota; Metazoa; Chordata; Actinopteri; Atheriniformes; Atherinopsidae
Source: the annotation of a GenBank genome assembly